AUGAAACACUUUUAAGAAGUCAAGAGUUUAUAUCUUCUUUCUAAUAUAUACCAACUUUAAAAUAUAGAACAAAUCAAUAAAUCAAAACAAUGACUCGCCGCCUCUCAUGCUUUUUGAUUAUCAUUGCAUUGUGUGCUGAGUUGAGUAAUGGAGCGGUUUUUCCGAAAGACUCUGUACAUUUUAACAACUCUCUUCAACCAAACACCAUUCUCAGGGUCCAUUGUGUCUCCGACGAAGAUGAUCUAGGCGAUCAUUUCUUGAGUCAUGGGCAAACCUAUGAUUUCAGUUUUUAUGAAAGUAUUUUCAAGACUGAAGUCAUUUGUGGCUUAUGGCAGGGACCUGGUUUCGAGUACUAUGCAUUGUUUAAGGCAUAUGAAGGUGGUGGUCUCAUUGUCCAUUAUGGUAAGAAAAACUAUUGGGAUGCAAGAGAAGAUGGUAUAUAUUUCACACAUGGUUUUUAUCCUCCCAAAUUAGAGUACAGGUGGUCAGCCUAUUCCCUUGCACCAACUUAUUAAAAAUGGAAAGAAAUAUAUGUAAUCCCUCAAAUGAAGUGGACUUUCGAUCGCCUUUUUUCUUAUAAUAACAAUGAAGACAUUUUUAUAAAAAGAAAAUUAAUAAGAAGACUAAUAUAUAAUCAUUAUUAAGUAUCGUAAUGAUGUUUUCCUUAUAUAUACAGCUUUGAUGUUAUAUACUUGAUAUAAAAAUAGAAUAAUGAUUUCAAAAGAAUGUUAUAAACUAAAUUUCAAUCGGACAAAAGAUGACCCAAAAAGGGAACGUUUAGAGAUGAAACAAAUUUCAUCAAAAGAAUAUACAGUGAAAGCGCUCUCAUGG
Brassica napus (rape) is the source of this 831-nucleotide messenger RNA. RefSeq names its product S-protein homolog 8-like. NCBI's taxonomy places the organism in Eukaryota, Viridiplantae, Streptophyta, Magnoliopsida, Brassicales, Brassicaceae. The transcript has a single exon. The record is from RefSeq and is a predicted model, not a curated record. The coding region runs from base 90 to 515 and encodes 141 amino acids.